GUAAGCAGGGAGAGAGUUGCUGCUCCUGCUGCUGCUGAGGAGGACUUUCCUCAGGAGGGGCGUAGCUCGCCGCCCCUCCACGGCACGGUAGUUGUACUGCUGGCUGCCUUCUUGGCUGACUCUGUUUGGCACCUCACUGAGGGUCAGAGGGGCUUCUCCUGAGGGACAGCUGGCUGCUCCCCGAGAGGCACGUCUUCCCUCCGUUACCACGCUGCACAAGGCUAUUCUCAGAUACAGGGCAAAGCUCAAGGAAAAUCUGGGCUUUGAAGCAGACAAGGAAAUAUCAAGCAGGCUGUUGCUGGAAACAGACGUUUGAUUGGCCAAGGUUUUUACAGACUCCCUUAUCAGUAGCUGAUUAAAAUGCAACAGAAGAUGCCCAGGAAAAGAAUGACUCUGGCCACGUUCUGCAUUUGUCUUCUUGUUGCUGGAGUGGAAGCUACCCUCUGCCUAAGGGAAGAACAAGGGAACAGUUUAUAGAAUUGGAGUGUGUUCAUCUUCUACUGCUUUGUGACUAUGGGCUGGAACUGUAAUUUCUUCUGCUAUACCUUUUGAGGUAGAAUUACAUGGAUACAACCAAGGAGAAUGUUACCUGUGAAAUCGGUUAUUUAGGGAUCCUGUUAGAUAUACAGAAAUACUUCAAGCUUAGUGAUGGGGAUACAGGUCUACUGCAAACAGUCUUCAUCGUGUGUUACAUGGUGGCUGCCCCUGUCUUUGGAUACCUCAGUGACCGGUACAAUAGGAAAAUCAUCCUUGGAGCUGGUAUUUUCUUCUGGUCUGGUGUAACAUUAGGCAGUUCAUUCGUCAGUGAAUUGUACUACUGGAUAUUCUUUAUUUCACGAGGAUUAGUUGGCAUUGGCACAGCCAGUUAUUCCACAAUAGCACCUACCAUCAUUGCAGACUUGUUUGAGGAAGGAAAAAGGACCACAAUGCUAUCGAUCUUCUAUAUCUUCAUUCCAGUAGGAAGUGGUCUUGGUUAUGUCCUAGCAGCCGGCAUGGCAGACAUCACAGGUGACUGGCACUGGGCAUUCAGGGUAACUCCUUGCAUGGGAGGUCUAGCACUGGUUCUUCUGAUUCUACUGGUCCCUCACAGGACCCAGAGAAAGACAGCAGCACACAGAGCACUGAGCAUCUCCGGCACAAUACGAGUAGCGCCUGAGAAACCAGGUGUACAGAGAACUGCCAAGACUACUUGGUGUCAAGAUGUCGUAUCACUUGCCAAGAAUUGGAGUUUUGUCUGGUCUUCACUGGGUCUGACUGCCAUGGCCUUCGUUACUGGAGCCCUGGGAGUGUGGGUGCCACUGUUUCUUUACAGGGCUCAGGUUGUCCAGGGCAUUGUAUCACCAUGCCUCCAAGAACCAUGCAAUUCAUCUAACAGCCUAAUAUUUGGAGGCAUCACCAUUGGGACGGGAAUCUUGGGUGUCAUUGCUGGGGCAGAAGCUGCAAGAAGGUUAAGGAAGAUAAACAAUAAAGCUGAUCCUCUGAUCUGUGCCACAAGCAUGUUCAUUUCUGCUCUGUGCCUCUACACAGCUCUGAUGGUGGCCCAGGCGAACAUCCUUUCCACUUUUAUUUUUAUUGCAUUUGGGGAACUGUUUUUAUCUGUAAACUGGGCUGUUGUGACAGACAUACUGUUGUAUGUUGUGACACCAAGACGCCAGUCUACAGCUAUUGCCCUGCAGAUUUUGGUGACCCAUUUGCUGGGAGAUGCAGGCAGCCCAUACCUCAUUGGGAUUAUCGCCAAUGCUAUCCAGGCUAAGAAUGUGCCCUCAUUCCAGUGGAGUUUCUGGAGCAUGCAGUACAGCUUCAUCGUGUGUGCUUUUGUUGGUGUCUUUGGAGGAGUUUUUUUCCUCCUGACAUCUUUCUACAUUGAGGAAGAUCGUAAGGAAGCGGAGAAGCCUUGAGGUUUCUAUAUAUCUUUAUAACUCUUAAACCUGUAUCCAAUUGCUCUCCUGUUUGUACACUAGCCAUCAUAUUGGCUCUGUAAAGUUAAACCACAAAUGUCUGCAUUAUGUUAAUACCACAUUAGUUCCUAUACAAGAAUAAAGGCAAAAUCCCAGCAAAGUCUCAGGUUGGACAAACCUCCCAUACUGAGCAAAACAGACUGCAGAACAGAGGAGGAUCAGGGAAGUGCAUUAGUGACACCUUCAAAGUGCUGCAGUGUGCGGAGGUAAUAAAAUAGCUUUACUGUAAUGCACCAUUACAGACUUCAUGGAAGGUGCAGUUCUUUUUCUGCUCUGGUCUUUCUGAGCCAAGCAGAACCAGUCCUAGCUCUCUGUAGUACUUCUCCCUCUUCCCUGAAAGAAGUCAUAUUUGAAGUGCAAAAGGCUUAAAGAAAACCUGUUGAAUUGGACAAGAACACUGUCCUCAGUCACGUAGAGUCUUACAACUUCCUACUGCUCUGACUUGGUUUUCUAGGUACCAGAAGUGAGCAUUGCCUUUCAAAUUGAAGAUGAACUCUGGGGCAAGAUUUGCAAAGAAGAAAAGAAUGUCCUUCCCUUUUUCUUUCCUUUUUGCUUAAUGAGAUAUGGCUAGAGAAAAGGCCAAAUAACAAUUCCUCCAUAUGGCAGAAAAUCCUGCAUACUGACUUUUUUGGAUGCUUUUGACUGUGAGUCAAAAAUUGUUACUGCACUGGCAUAUGGCAACCCUCCCCCAUCUGCAGAACAGGCACGGAUAUUCUGCGGAGCUGGGGAGCUCCAGAAGGUAGCGUAUAGAGCUGUCACAGGCUGCUAACCUAAACGAGACAGUAGCAUUUAAGGCAGAAUGUCUCAUGGAGAUUAAGAAGGGACGUCUACGAAUUCUCAGCAGGAUAACAUUUGCCUGUAGAAUUUGGAAAAUGUAGGUAGUACAAAAAGUUCAGUCGUCUGAAAUGACCAAGAGAAGCAGAAACUAUCAAAAUCAGGGUCAGAUUCAAGAGCAGAGGGUUGCGAUCAUUUUAUAUGUAAUAUGUUAGUGGCCUCUUUCUAAUCCUUUGGGACUCAUCGGUGUAUCCUCAGGCCUUGGCUAAGUAACUCCUCUCAUGAGUGAACAGUAGUAGCUGUAAAACCACUUAAAUACGACGAUCCAUUUGAGCUCUUAUCUCUAAGGUGCAUAAGACUUCGCAUGUGGUAUCUAUUGUCAUAAUAUUGUGCCAGCUGCCGAACAGGACGAUUAGUGUGGCCACUUCCAUUGUUGGAGGUGGUGUCAUUCCCAGCAGCACCUUAAAGCCAAAACCCGAGGAAGGUAUUAGCAAAUGAAUCGUGAAGUAUUCUGAAUCUUGCCUCAUUCUCCCAGUAAAUCAUAAAGCACAAUAUUCCUGUAACAACUGUGAAUAUCUAAUGUCAUCAUAAAUAACAUAAUUCAGCAACUGCAGGUUUUUGUUUCUCCCUUGCUCUCCCUCAUUUUAAAAAAUCUGUUCUGAAACCUGACUUAAACCUAGGUAAGAGCUUAUGCCAUUAUGGGAAAUAAUAGAGAAUUUUUU
Messenger RNA from Egretta garzetta (little egret), 3454 nucleotides. Its product is annotated as protein spinster homolog 3. Gene Ontology annotation, cellular component: membrane. The transcript has 14 exons. The record is from RefSeq and is a predicted model, not a curated record. Lineage: Eukaryota; Metazoa; Chordata; Aves; Pelecaniformes; Ardeidae. Bases 564 to 1898 code for a protein of 444 amino acids. Gene Ontology annotation, biological process: transmembrane transport. Gene Ontology annotation, molecular function: transmembrane transporter activity.